GACCAGUUCUUGUAAAGAACCAGAAGAAACACCGGGAAUGCUAACUGAGACGUGUGCGUCCUGUUGAGACAAUAUCAGGUUUCCAGACUGAAAUGUUUUCAGAGUUCAAAGGUCGUUAAGUCAUUUCUCUCCAUUUGAAACUUUCGAGUUUACACCUGAGCGUUCGACUUGGUUCUGCCACGGUUCUGCCGGGUCGUUUCGUCAGACUGCAGGAUGGACAUCCGACCCAAUCACACGAUCUACAUCAACAACGUCAACGAUAAAAUCAAGAAGGAAGAGCUGAAGCGCUCGCUCUACGCGCUCCUCUCUCAGUUCGGGCAGAUCAUUGACAUCGUGGCCAUGAAGACGCCGAAGAUGAGGGGGCAGGCCUUCGUCAUCUUCAAAGAGCUCACCGCCGCCACCAACGCUCUGCGGCAGCUGCAGGGCUUCCCCUUCUUCAACAAGCCCAUGAGGAUCCAGUACGCCAAGACCGACUCGGAGGUCAUCUCCAAGAUGAAGGGCACGUACGGAGACAAGGAGAAGAAGAAGGAGAAGAAGAAGAAGGCUCAGGAGGCAGCAGCGGCGGCGGCGGCAGCGAACGCCACCAAGAAACCAUCAGCGGUUUCUGCUGCUCCUCUUCAGACUCCUGCAGCUCAGGUUCCGGACAAUCCGCCGAACCACAUCCUGUUUUUGACCAACCUCCCCGAGGAGACCAACGAGAUGAUGCUGUCCAUGCUCUUCAACCAGUUCCCGGGUUUCAAGGAGGUCCGGUUGGUUCCGGGCAAACACGACAUCUCCUUUGUGGAGUUUGAGGGCGAGAGUCAGGCGGGCGUGGCCAAAGAUGCGCUGCAGGGCUUCCGGAUCACGGCCACCUGUGCCAUGAAGAUCACCUACGCCAAGAAGUAGUCCGGUCCGUGGGUGGACAGAGACUCUGGGGAGGGGCGUUUUUUUAUUUUAAAUUUUUGUUCUUUUUGUCU
Messenger RNA from Nematolebias whitei (Rio pearlfish), 956 nucleotides. It is a transcript of the gene snrpb2, whose product is annotated as small nuclear ribonucleoprotein polypeptide B2. The transcript has 8 exons. Gene Ontology annotation, biological process: mRNA splicing, via spliceosome. Gene Ontology annotation, molecular function: U1 snRNA binding. The record is from RefSeq and is a predicted model, not a curated record. Gene Ontology annotation, cellular component: U1 snRNP. NCBI's taxonomy places the organism in Eukaryota, Metazoa, Chordata, Actinopteri, Cyprinodontiformes, Rivulidae. The coding region runs from base 214 to 885 and encodes 223 amino acids.